Molecule: messenger RNA, 808 nt
Organism: Cuscuta europaea
Lineage: Eukaryota; Viridiplantae; Streptophyta; Magnoliopsida; Solanales; Convolvulaceae
Source: the annotation of a GenBank genome assembly
UUGAAACAUCAAUGGAGAAUAGAUGAGUAGUGUGCACUCCCACUUUCCAAGUCCCUCGCCGGAGGGGCGUGGAUAUUGUUCACCUAAUGUCAGAAUAUCUUUAUAGUGAAAAUUAAUACGAAGUAACUUCUUUAUAAGAAAUCUGCAUUUUCAUGUGGAUUCAGAACCUGGGUCUCUGCCAAAAAUGCAAUCUUUAGACAAGUCCAACGUUGAUUUGGAAGCAGGCGGCGGGGACGGCCGCCGUUCCUCCGGCGAGGAAUUGUGUAAGAGUGAGAUUAUCGCUGUGCCGGAAAAGAGGAGGAGAUCAUCGGUGUCAGAAUACCUGGAUGUGGAUCUGGAGACAGAGGGGCAAGAAAAUGAGGUACAUUUGGAGAAUUCCGAGAGGGAUUGCAGGAUAUGCCAUUUGGGAUUGGAUGCUGAUGACCCUGAUUCUGGGCUACCCAUUGAACUGGGCUGUUCAUGCAAAGAUGAUUUGGCUGUUGCUCACAAACACUGUGCUGAGGCUUGGUUCAAGAUUAGAGGAAACAAGACUUGUGAGAUUUGUGGAUCAAUAGCACAAAGCGUGGUUGUGAUACACGAUGCCGAGCACGGUCAGGAUCCGGAUCCUGAGCUGCAAGAGCAGUCAAGCGAUGCAAGUACAACAACUGUGACCGUGGAAAUGCCAGCAUCCGCAACAAGGUCCCGGAACUUCUGGCAAGGUCAUAGGUUCCUUAACCUCUUGCUAGGUUGUAUGGUGUUUGCCUUUGUCAUCUCCUGGCUCUUUCACUUCAAUGUACCUUCAUGAUAACAUCUCCUUGAUGAAAAUGAA